Messenger RNA from Actinia tenebrosa (Australian red waratah sea anemone), 1681 nucleotides. Its product is annotated as steroid 17-alpha-hydroxylase/17,20 lyase-like. NCBI's taxonomy places the organism in Eukaryota, Metazoa, Cnidaria, Anthozoa, Actiniaria, Actiniidae. Gene Ontology annotation, molecular function: heme binding; steroid 17-alpha-monooxygenase activity; iron ion binding. The record is from RefSeq and is a predicted model, not a curated record. Gene Ontology annotation, biological process: progesterone metabolic process; hormone biosynthetic process.
UCAUUAUACUUCAAUCAUUAUCGGCUAUCAAAUAACAUUAGAUCUGAUAUCCCUCUAUCUGACAUCGGAGUCAAAGAAAGUUUUGUAAUUUCUAUAUAUUCUCAGUCGUACGGCAUCUAUCAUGGGCCACCUUUGGACUAUGCUUCCUUCAAUAACGCUAUUUACUGUAUUCACUGUAGUAGCUAUCCUUGUCUACUACUAUUUCUUCAAAUUUGUCGGSAGAAAUCUACCCCCAGGACCUAUUCCUCUGCCUCUAAUAGGGAAUUUACACAUCUUGGGACAAGAUCUACAAAACAGUCUAAAAGAUCUCGCUGAUAAAUAUGGCAAAGUGUUUCGUCUUUACAUUGGAGAAAAGCUCGUGGUCGUGCUAAGUGGGGACGCCAUCAGAGAGGCAUUGGUUAGGAAGCCCUCAGAUUUCGCCGGGCGACCUUCGAUGUAUUUUUACAAAAUUGCCCUCAGAGAUGACCCUCCUUUGGUGUUGAUUGACUAUGGUGACCAUUGGAAGAUUCACCGACGUCUUGCACAUAAGACAAUAAAGGUAUAUGGUACGAAUCGCUACGAAAUGAUCAUUCAACAAGAAAUCACUGAGCUGUGUACGAGGCUUCAGCUCAAGGAAAGUCUGGGUAAACCUGCACGCAUUAAAAUUGAAAUAGGCCUAGCUAUCAUGAAUGUCAUUUGCAACCAGAUAUUCGGGUCAAGAUUUGACGUCGGGGACCCAGAAUUUUUAGAGAUGUUUCAAYUACAGGCUGAGCUUUUUCGUCUUAGUACUGUUGCAGCUCGCGGAUUGGUCGAUUUGUUUCCUUUCCUCAGGUUCGUUUUGCCUGUUAGUGGUGACGUCAGACAACUACAGAUCACGAAUGAUCGUUGGCGUGAGAUUCUCUGCAAGAAAUACCGCGAACAUCAGCAAACAUUUGACAAGGAUAAUCUGCGUGAUUAUACUGAUGUUAUUCUCAAUGCGAGGCGCGAAGCCGAAGAGGAAAACUCGAAAGAGCUCGAGUACUUGCAGGAUAAGCACCUCAUUUCGUCUAUAACGACACUUUUUAUCGCUGGGUCUGAGACUGCAGCGACUACWCUAACCUGGGCUGUGCUAUAYCUUCUGCAUUUUCCUGACAUACAGCGAAAGAUCCAUGCGGAGAUUGAUACAGUUAUUGGUAGGAGAGGACCCGUGAGGCUUGACACGAGGAAAAGCCUUCCUUAUCUAGAGGCGUUUAUUUGUGAGACAAUGCGUUAUACAUCYAUAUUGCCUCUGUCAGUUCCCCAUAUGACAACCGUAAAUACGACAAUUGGUGGGUACGAUAUACCGAAAGGAACUACCGUGAUAGUCAACAUAUGGGCCCUUCACCGCGACCCCUCAUUCUGGAAGGACCCCGAAAGAUUUCAUCCAGAGAGGUUCCUGGAUGCCGAUGGAACGUUUGUGUUUCCUGAUGGAGGUUAUUUCUUGCCAUUUGGUGCAGGUCCUCGCGCGUGUAUGGGAGAGGUCCUCGCACGGUGUGAGUUGUUCUUAUUCUUGGCAAACCUUUUGCAGAAGUUUACGUUUGAAAAUCCUGCAGGCGUUGCUSUGCCUCCUCUGAAGCACUUACCCGGGGGAGCUGUGCUUCAACCUGCCAUCGAGCAAGUUAUGGUUAAGACGAGACCAGUUAAGGGAUACACUUCUACUGCAGUAUGAUACGCCAAUGAGGAA